This is a messenger RNA of Lathyrus oleraceus (garden pea), 576 nucleotides long. RefSeq lists its product as uncharacterized. The coding region runs from base 1 to 576 and encodes 191 amino acids. The record is from RefSeq and is a predicted model, not a curated record. NCBI's taxonomy places the organism in Eukaryota, Viridiplantae, Streptophyta, Magnoliopsida, Fabales, Fabaceae. The transcript has a single exon. Gene Ontology annotation, molecular function: RNA-DNA hybrid ribonuclease activity; nucleic acid binding.
AUGCCAUUAAAGGCUGUUAAAGGACAAGUGGUACAAGAUUUUAUAGUCAACCACUCCAUAGAUUUGAAUGCACUGGACUAUCUUGAGUUAGAACCCUGUAAGUUAUAUUUUGAAGGGUCUACUCACAAGGAUGGAACAGGCAUAGGAGUGCUAAUUAUUUCUCGUAAUAAAAUUCCAACAAGACUUAAGUACAAAGUAGAGGGUCUCUGCUCGAACAAGGAGGCCGAAUAUGAAGCCCUCAUAGCCGAACUUGAAAUAUUGUUGGAAUUGAGGGCAACUCGAGUCGAAAUAAUGGGUGACUCAGAGCUAGUCAUAAAACAGAUCACAAAAGAAUACAGAUGUAUUAAGAAGAAUUUAAUUAUGUACUUCAUAAUAGCCAGUCGAUUGCUAAAAAGAUUCGAGAUGGCUAAUAUUCAACAUAUACCUCGAUUGGAAAAUCAAGUUGCUAAUGAUUUGGCUCAAAUUACAUUUGGGUAUAAAAUUUCAAAAGAAAAAUUGCAAAAAGUCAUCGAAGUCAGAGGAAGAGUUGUGUCAACCAGAUUAACCCCUUCAUACUUAGAAAAGACAAAGCUUUGA